GAACCUCAGAAACUUUGCAAGAGACCAAAGCCAAGCAGACUCCAUCACCAUGGCUUGCUGUGUCGCUCGCUGCUGCAGCGUCCCCACCGGCCCUGCCACCACCAUCUGCUCCUCAGACAAGUCCUGCCGCUGCGGCGUCUGCCUGCCCAGCACCUGCCCACACACCAUUUGGCAGCUGGAGCCCACCUGCUGUGACAACUGUCCCCCACCCUGCCACAUCCCUCAGCCCUGCGUGCCCACCUGCUUCCUGCUCGGCUCCCGCCACCCGACCCCAGACCUGCUCACUGUCAACCUCACCACCUAUGUGCAGCCUGGCUGUGAGGAGCCCUGCAUCCCGAGGUGCUGCUGACCUGGGGCGCCCUCAUUUGGAGCCCGUCUUGGAAAGAAAGAGUCAACCCGGGAGCCCUGGCUCAUACCUGGCAGAACCUGCAAUUACCGUACCCUGAUUUAGAAGUUGGAGUUGAGUGACGUUGUCAGACAACACCCUCUCCUGCCUGCCUCAACAAAAAAGAAGCCAGUCUUUGGUAACGCAGCAGCUUCUAUCUGUAAACCAUGCGCAGUUUGGACGGUUGAUGCUUCGAGGCUUCUGACGAGGUCGACUCCUUCAUCGCAAUGUUUGCCUUUCCUUGGGUGUUUGCGGGCCUCUGCUUUCAGUCUUGGGUGGUAUCUCUCUGCAAAUCAGGGAAUUUCUUCAUGACCUUCCUAAUAAAUUCUGUGUCUGUGGCAUAGCACCAGUGUCUA
Messenger RNA from Meriones unguiculatus (Mongolian gerbil), 741 nucleotides. RefSeq names its product keratin-associated protein 3-2. NCBI's taxonomy places the organism in Eukaryota, Metazoa, Chordata, Mammalia, Rodentia, Muridae. Gene Ontology annotation, cellular component: keratin filament. Gene Ontology annotation, molecular function: structural molecule activity. The coding region runs from base 50 to 349 and encodes 99 amino acids. The transcript has a single exon. The record is from RefSeq and is a predicted model, not a curated record.